UUAUUCGGAGUCUUAUAACGUUUAACAGUAGUUACACUUGCACAACUCAAGGGUUGUGUGUGUGUGUGUGUGUGAGUGUGUGGCCACGAGCUACUAGCAACUACUUUACGCAUGCGCAAGGAAAGCUCUUGACCGGAAGAGAAGUUGUCGCGUGAAAACUGAAAGGAGAACAACUACUUGACAGAAGAUGCCAAGCUUUGAGCUGAAGCCAGUGGACGGUGGCAAUCUAGUGCACCUACCGGAGGGCGAAACUGUUCUUGGCAGAGGUCCUCUAUUCGGAGUCAAUGACAAAAGAGUCUCCAGGAAUCAUGGGAUGCUGGAGAAUGCAGAAGGAAAACUCCGGAUCAAACCCACCCACCUGAACCCGUGCUUCGUCCAGUCUUCCCUGGAGUCGGCCCCUCAACCCCUGAAGAAGGGCCAGUGGUACACGCUCGACCCAGGGGACCUGCUCUCCCUCCUGCCGGGGAAGUACAUCUACUGCGUGGUGGCCAAGGAGGAG
Alosa alosa (allis shad) is the source of this 499-nucleotide messenger RNA. RefSeq names its product aprataxin and PNKP like factor (gene aplf). The record is from RefSeq and is a predicted model, not a curated record. Gene Ontology annotation, cellular component: site of double-strand break; nucleus. Gene Ontology annotation, biological process: double-strand break repair. Gene Ontology annotation, molecular function: protein binding; 3'-5' exonuclease activity; DNA-(apurinic or apyrimidinic site) endonuclease activity. Lineage: Eukaryota; Metazoa; Chordata; Actinopteri; Clupeiformes; Clupeidae.